GGCAUCAUGAAUUUCUAGUGUUCGAUAGGACCAGCACAAAAUGGAUGGAAGGGACGCAUUCUCACUUCUUGAAAAUGGAAAACAAGUGGAUAAUAGAGUGAUGCAGAGCUUCCAGAGGAGCUUUGUGCAAGUGCAAAGCCUCUUGGACCAGAACAGGUUGCUCAUCAAUGAGAUCAACCAAAACCAUGAGUCAAAGAUCCCCGAAAACCUCGGCCGUAAUGUUGGAUUGAUCAGGGAGCUCAACAACAACAUCCGCCGAGUGGUCGACGUUUACUCUGAACUCUCCCUCUCCUUCUCCAGUCCAAUGGAGGUCUCCCCUGAAGGCAAGCUUGGCCCCAAGAGACUUAGGCCUGGUUAACAAUCAGCAAGCUGUUUAAUCAUCAUGUGAUGCGGAAAUCCUCUAAUUAUUGUUAUUGUUUCUUCGAAGUGAACAAGUUUACAUCUUGCUCAUGUGAUGUGAAUCAGUGUCCUACUAUUACUGAAGGGGGAAAAAACAACUUUGGCUAUUGUUUUUUUCCUUUUGCUUUUUUUUUA
Zingiber officinale is the source of this 534-nucleotide messenger RNA. RefSeq names its product protein ELF4-LIKE 3-like. Bases 41 to 358 code for a protein of 105 amino acids. NCBI's taxonomy places the organism in Eukaryota, Viridiplantae, Streptophyta, Magnoliopsida, Zingiberales, Zingiberaceae. The transcript has a single exon. Gene Ontology annotation, biological process: entrainment of circadian clock; positive regulation of circadian rhythm. The record is from RefSeq and is a predicted model, not a curated record.